UCCAUUACUGCUAGGACUUGCACUUGGCAUGUUUGUCGUUGUGACAGUGGUGGCAUUGUAUGGAUACCAUGCUACGAUUGUGGAGCGGCCAACUCCCGAACUCGUCAUCAAGGCUAUGAUGCUCCAGCCCCAACUGCAAUAUUGGAUACUGGCAGGACAUGGCAAUGGGGGCACUGUGGCAGCUCACGUUGCUGUUACCUUGCAUCCUAAGGUCGAGGCGCUGAUAUUAUUGGCGUCUCCUCUGCCCAGGGAUGUCAAUCUGAAGCUGCUGAACCUUCUAUUGGUGGUUGCCUACAGUGAGAACGAUACUUUGGUGACUUCAGCCGCGGUUAAGCGCUCCUUCUCCAGGAUGGCAGGGCGAAACGAUUCAAAACCAUACCCUGGAGACAUCCGCGUCAAAUUCGCCGAAGUUCCAAUGAAUGGCACCAAUGCCAAUGCUAUAUUCGACUCGAACCACCCUUUGUUUUCUGGUGUUCCUACAAAUAAAUGGGCGAUCGCAGGACACUCGGCAGGUGGUCUAGCGGCAUCUCUAUACGCUAGCAGGUUUAGGCACAGGAUAUAUGCGGCUGUGUUGCAUGCUGGAGCUUGGGCAGCAAAUUUCACACAAUCCGACCUUCCAGUAGUUCAAAUCUACGGUACCUUGGAUGAUAUAGGUCGCGGAGGAUAUGACAGAUAUCGAUACCGAAACACCGAUCCCCCUCCGGAAGGAUCCGGCCCUCUCGUCAACUUGGAGACCUCCAAAUUCGUCCCAUUACCGGUGCAAAUCACUACCAAGGCGGAGAUUAUGGGUAUCAGAUGGUUGAUCAGGUUGCGACACUUAGUCUGGAGCAACAACAUGGAGCAUUUGCUGAAGAGACCGUUGCAUUUCUUAGUGAAGUGCUCGUAAAAAAAUAAUUCUCGCCUAAUGAGUCAUAAACCAUAUGAUUUAAGAGCGAGGAGACAAGCAUGACAUGGCUGUCAAUUGCGUAGAAUGACAUGUAUCCUGCUGAUUCAUCUAUUCAAAAUAAUGUUCAUCCUUGGCAAGUUGGUCUUCUUA
Physcomitrium patens is the source of this 1036-nucleotide messenger RNA. RefSeq lists its product as uncharacterized. Lineage: Eukaryota; Viridiplantae; Streptophyta; Bryopsida; Funariales; Funariaceae. Gene Ontology annotation, molecular function: hydrolase activity. The record is from RefSeq and is a predicted model, not a curated record.